UUGCUCAGGACUUUCCCGUCAUAUUGCAUUGGACGGUCCUGAGAACGGAGCGGAGAGUCACCGGUCCGGGAAGAUUAACACCGAAGGGGGGGGGCCACGGCACACCAGGACACACUGCGACAACUUCAAGGAGGAUCUACCGGGCCGGGGCCAGGGGCCAUCAUGAUGCAAGUAGAGCUACCCCCCGCUAAGCAGUUACAGCAGGAUAUGGAUCUCAUUGACAUCCUGUGGAAACAAGACAUUGAUCUAGGUGUUGGCCGUGAAGUUUUUGACUACAGCCAAAGACAGAAGGAAUAUGAACUGGAAAAGCAGAAGAAGCUUGAAAAGGAGCAUCAAGAACAGCUCCUAAAGGAACAGGAAAAAGCAUUCUAUGCCCAUGUGCAAUUAGAUGAGGAGACUGGGGAAUAUAUUCCUGUUCAGCCGCCGGCACCCAUGGAGGCGGCAGUAGUCACACAUAUAGUCACAAGUUCCCUGCAGAGUAAAUCUGAUCUCGGGCAACAACUCUCCUUUGAUGAAUGCAUGAAGAUUUUAGCCGAUACAUUCCUUGUGAACCCUGAAACCACCUUCCAAAUAGCAAUGGCACCAGAUGCUCAGAUCGAUACCAGCCAGAGCUUUCUCACCACAGAACAACACCCUGCUCCAGACAGUUUGCAAAACUCUACAGCCAGUCCAGAAAACCUGCAAGAAAUGGAGCAAGCAUGGGAAGAACUGCUGUCCAUCCCAGAGCUACAGUGCCUCGGCAAUCAGAUUGACAACCUUGUUGACCUGAGCUUGUAUUCGAAUUCAGAUGCCAUGUUGGAAACCUCAAACAACUACAUGUUCCACAAUCCAUUGGUGAACAUUGAAAAACCAGUAGAGGACGCCGCUCCUGUUUUCGCUAAUGACUUUGUAGGUCCUUUUGCCUCUAAUGUACCCACAGUAAACACAAAUUCAACAUUCAAUGUAGAAUCAUUUUGUGAUGAUAUAUUUACCCUUAUUGAUCCCAAAGUGACCAACGUGCCUUUGCCAGACAAUUCAGGCCAACCAUUCACUCAAAUUGUAAACGAACCUGUUGAUAUCACAGACUUAUCAUUGUGUAAAGCCUUUAAAGGGAACAGUCCAGCAGAAUUUAAUGAUUCCGAUUCAGGGAUCUCCAUUAACACAAGCCCUUGUUCGGCAUCACCUGGCCAGUCCAUGGGUUCCUCCAUUUACGGAGAUGCGCAUUAUGGUUACAGUGACUCUGAAAUGGAAGAUAUGGAUAGCAAAACUGAAGACGUACAACAGAAUCCGUCGGAGAAAUUCUCGAUGCCCUUUACAGAAGAUGCAUUCUAUGCACUCUCGCCCUUUGUACCAUUGGACACAUGCUUUGACAUAGAAGCUCAGAAUCCACCAGAAAAAGAUCUCCCCGUUAAACCUGACCAAAGUAAGACUCCUUUUACAAAAGAUAAGUCAGUAAGCCAGCAGGAAGCUCGUUUCAGUAGAGACGAGCAAAGAGCGAAAGCUCUGAACGUACCAUUCUCUGUGGAUAAAAUUGUGAAUCUUCCUGUGGAUGACUUCAACGUCUUAAUGUCCAAGCAUCAAUUCAACGAGGCUCAGCUUGCUCUCAUUCGAGACAUACGCAGAAGAGGCAAAAAUAAAGUAGCAGCUCAAAACUGCCGGAAGAGGAAAAUGGAGAACAUUGUGGAGUUGGAAAGUGAUCUAGACAAGCUGAAGUAUGAGAAAGAGAAGUUGCUUGCCGAGAAUGGUGAAUAUAACGACAGCCUUCGCCUACUGAAAAAGCAACUCGGAACCUUGUACAUGGACGUCUUCAGCAAACUACGUGACGAGGAUGGCAAUCCGUACUCUCUUCAUGAGUACUCCCUUCAGCAAACAAAAGAUGGCAAUGUCUUCCUUGUCCCAAAAGCCAAUAAGAUUGAGAUUAAGAAGGAAGAGAUCUAGAAUCUAGAUUUUUUAUUUUAAAUCCUAUGCUUCUAUAGAGCGGGGAAACGGGUUGUAAUAUAGGCAGCACUAUAGAACUGAACAUUUUUGGCCUGUAGCACUUACAUGCAGUAACAAUAAUGAAAUAUUGUUGU
Bufo bufo (common toad) is the source of this 2051-nucleotide messenger RNA. It is a transcript of the gene NFE2L2, whose product is annotated as nuclear factor, erythroid 2 like 2. NCBI's taxonomy places the organism in Eukaryota, Metazoa, Chordata, Amphibia, Anura, Bufonidae. The record is from RefSeq and is a predicted model, not a curated record. Gene Ontology annotation, molecular function: DNA-binding transcription factor activity, RNA polymerase II-specific; RNA polymerase II cis-regulatory region sequence-specific DNA binding. Gene Ontology annotation, biological process: regulation of transcription by RNA polymerase II; cellular response to oxidative stress. The transcript is spliced from 5 exons. Gene Ontology annotation, cellular component: nucleus. The coding region runs from base 163 to 1917 and encodes 584 amino acids.